Castor canadensis (American beaver) is the source of this 2746-nucleotide messenger RNA. It is a transcript of the gene Trim65, whose product is annotated as tripartite motif containing 65. Gene Ontology annotation, molecular function: protein binding; zinc ion binding. Gene Ontology annotation, biological process: positive regulation of autophagy. Lineage: Eukaryota; Metazoa; Chordata; Mammalia; Rodentia; Castoridae. The record is from RefSeq and is a predicted model, not a curated record.
UACUUUAAAAGAACCAAAAUUGUGCGUAUCCCAAAGAAGGGAGCCAUCGCAAUGUGCCAAUUGCCUGAAACUCAGCUCCAGAAGUGCUGCAGAGCGCGCUGGGUGGGGAGGGAGCCCUAGUGUGCUCUGGGGUCCCGGGCCGGCCCUUCUGCCUGCUUUUUCAUUUCAUCACCGCGGUCUCCCUGGGGAAGUUCCAUCGUGGUCUUGCCAAGAGGUUGCCAGGAGCGAAAGGGCCGAGGGUCUAGCGAAGUGGUGCGGAGGUGCCGGGGGGGACCCGAGAGAGCCAGCCCAGGGGACAGGAGGCGGGCAGGGUGGCCUGGGCCCCGGCAGGCUGCCGGUCGCUCUCGAAAAGAGCACGGAGGGCGGCGCCAGCACCAGCGUUUUCCAGGAAGAGGCGGCCGCGCCCGCGCCCACGCCCACGCCGGCGCCCGCCGUCCCUUUAGGAGCCCGGCGGCCCGAGCCCCACUCCCGCCUCAGCCAUGGCCUCGCAGCUGCUGGAGGAGAAGCUCACCUGCUCCAUCUGCUUGGGGCUCUACCGGAACCCAGUGACGCUGCCCUGCGGCCACAACUACUGCGGGGACUGCAUCCGGAACGUGUGGCGCCGCUGCGAGAAGACGUGCCCCGAGUGCCGCAAGCCCUUCCCCGACGGCGCCGAGCCCAGCCGCAAUGUGGCGCUCAGCGACGUGGUGGAGACGCUGCGCGUGCCCGCCCCGGCCGAGGGCCCCGAGCCCGAGCCCGAGCCCGGCGCCGGUGCGCGCUGCCCCCGCCACGGGCGGCCGCUCGAGCUCUUCUGCCGCACCGAGGGCCUCUGCGUGUGCAGCGCCUGCACCGUGUACGACUGCCGCCUCCACGAGCGCGCGCUGCUGGACGUCGAGCGCCGCGAGCGCCAGGCCCAACUGAGAGCCAGACUGGAAGUCACCCAGCAACAGGCCAUUCAGGCUACUACCCAGCUACAGGAGCUGCAGCAGCAAAGCAGCCAGAUCCAGAGCUCAGCCUGCACCCUGGCCUCAGCAAUUUCCAGCAAAUUCAGCUGCCUGUUGCAGGCUCUGAAGAUGCGGCAGGCCUUGGCGCUGAGGGGCAUAGAAGCAGCCAAGAUGCAGGCACUGGCACAGGUCAGGGAUGGAGAACAGCUACUGCAGGGCCACCUGGAGGCUCUGUCUCAGUAUGGCAACAGGGUUCAAGAGCUCCUGGAGCAGGGAAAUGACCAGACCUUCCUCCAGGAGUCACAGCAGCUCAUUGAGCCCCCAGAGCCCCUUUGGCCACAAACCCCUCUGCAGUGGAACGAAGACAAGCAGCUGGGUGAUCUGAAUGAGUCACUGAGCCCACUAUGUGUCCUCCUCCUGGAAGAGGAGAGCCCCUCCAGUGUGCCAGUUAAGACUGCUGACUCAGCACCCCAGGAGGCCCUGAAUCCCCUGGCAUUGGUCCCAAGCGUGGUGUGUCCACUGAGGAAGAAACUCUGGCACAAUUAUCGCAACCUGACCUUUGACCUGGACAGUGCCAACUGCCACUUCUACCUGUCCCACCAGGACCAGCAGGUGAAGCACCAUCGUGAGCCCCAGCGUCCAGCUAGACCAGGCAGCUUCGAGCUCUGGCAGGUGCAGUGCACACAGAGUUUCCAGGCUGGGCGGCACUACUGGGAGGUGCGCACCUCUGACCAUUCAGUGACAUUGGGUGUCACCUACCCUGAACUGUCCCGACACAAGCAGGGAACUCACACAGACAACAUUGGCCGCGGCCCCUGCUCCUGGGGCCUCUGCAUUAAGGAGAACAGUGUCCAGGCCUGGCACAAUGGUAAGGUCCAGCGCCUCCCCAGGGUGUCUGGACGGCUUCUGGGUAUGGAUUUGGACUUGGAUUUUGGCAAACUCACCUUCUAUAGCCUGGAGCCGCAUACCCAGCCCCUACACACCUUCCAUGCCCUCUUCAGCCGGCCUCUCCACCCAAUCUUCUGGCUCCUGGAGGGGAGGUCCCUCACUCUGUGUCAUCAGCCUGAGACCAGCCUCCCUCCAGGGUCCCAGAAAGUGGCCUCAGGGCUCAGCUGAUGGCAUAGAUAGAAUGGAGCCCUGGUUAGGAACAAGUGCCUCCUGCCUAUGUUCCCAAAGCUCCCAGCCUCUGCCCUGGGGACCCGAGGCCACAGUUCUGAAAGGACUGGUGUUGGCCUCUGUUGACACGGAGAGAGGUGGGUGGGAGCUCCCAAACUGGAGUUUGCUUUUCCAGCCAUUUAUUUGGAAGGGGAUAAAAUUAGAAACCCUGGCCCCCAAGAAGAGCCCAGUUCUCAGCACUCCUUCAGCUUUACGGGUUAUAAGUGCCCAGAGUGCUCCUGGGCUUACAGGAUGGCAUGUGGGACAAAAUAACACCUCUCAACCCAGUUCACCUCCCAGGAAGACCAGAUGGGCCAGAAACAGCUUGUGGGUGGGGAGGUGAGCCACAAUGAUUCAGAGGGACAUUCUAAGGACUGUCGAAGUGAUUUACCCAUUUGGGGGUAAAUCACCAAGUAUAUGGCUUACACUUGUAAUCCCAGUUACUUGGAAGGCAAAAAUAGGAUCAUGGUUUGAGUCCAACCCAAGCAAAAAGGUAGACCUCCAUCUCAACAAGCUGGGUGUGAAUGGUGCACACCUGCAAUCCAGCUGCAUGGGAGGCGAAGGUAGAAGGAUGGCGAUCUCAGGCUGGCCUGGCCAAAAAGUGAGACUCUACCUGAAAAAUAACCGAAGCAAAAAGGACUAGGCGUGCGGCUCAGAUGGUGGAGCAC